UAUAUUAUAUCUGUGUUUGUGAACAAACAGUUGGAGACCGUUAAAAUUUUUGUAGAGCUCACACUAAAACUGAACUUCCUACAUAUAUUAACGUUUGAAAGUUCUAAUAUUGUUACAUGAUCUAUACAGUCUUUGUGUUCUGACCAACUUAACCACAGUAUAUGGAUCCCAAUAUUCACACAAAAACUGUCUUUCGAGAGGUGGAACCUGAUACAUGUAUAUCUCAUGCAGAGUGUUAGAACACAGGAACAAGUAUUAUUGAUUUAUUUGCAAUACUGAGUAUUAACACAGUCUAUAGUAGAGUCAAGAGCUUUAAAGUAGGUUAAGUAACAUAGUAAUGAUAGCAGAAAUAAGAAUACAAAUCUAAGAACCAGGUAAAACGGAUACUCAGGUUCAGGAAUACCUUCGCACAGACUUCUGGGAUAUGUAGUCCAAGCGACUGUGAUAUCGCGAGGAUCCAUCCAAGCGAUCCCAAUUUAAGUUUCGUUUUUUUACAAGUGUGUCUUCCUCAAAGUUUUGCGAGGGUCCUGUGUGGCUGUUCAUUGUGUAGUCUCUGUCAUGAAGGAUAUGCUCUCAUUCUGGGAUGUGGCCAUUGAUUUCUCUCCAGAAGAGUGGGAGUGGCUGAAGCCUGCUCAGUGGAGUCUGUACAGGGAUGUGAUGCUGGAAAAUUACAGCAACCUUGUGUUCCUGGGUCUUGCUGUCUCUAAACCACAGCUGGUGACAUUUCUGGAGCAAAGACCAGAGCCUAUGGAUGUGAAAAGACAAGAGGCAGCUACUGUACAUUCAGGGCCAGGGAGCCAGCCUGAGGAAGGACUGGGGCUGUGGAAGAAAAUGUGAGACAGUUAGGUUUGGGUUUGUCGUGGUUGGUGCAUUUCCUAUUUCUAGAGCCAGCUUUGUUUUGAGCUAAAACAUUGUCUUAUGAUUUAAAAAAAUAUUAUCUGUAUUCUAAACACAUUUACCUCUCUAUAAGACAGAACACAGUUAUUUACACAUCCGUAACUGGUUUGUGUGUCUGCAGAUGUUGGCAGACAACACAGUCAUUCUGUAUGUAUGUAUUUUUCCCUUUUAUAAAGAUACCAAGCUUUAGGAUAAUAUGAUGGUAGGUGAGGGACAGGGACAUGUAGUUCUUUUGUGGGUCAAACCUCUAUCUUUUACACCUUUAACCUAUGGACAGUCAGACAGGAAACCAUAAAAUUCAGACCUCUAAGGAACUUACAAAAUGGUAUACAUGAAAGCAAGAGUAUCCAGGCUUUGUGGGGCAGAAACAAAGGCUUACGUUAGCCAUAGGCCAAAGGAAUCCCAAGGACAGACAGAAUGUCAGAGGAUGCAUUCCUGGGAACACAGUAGAAAGGACCUAGUAUAACUUGUCUCCAGUCUCCUGCUGCACAACCUGUUUCCCCUAAGGAAUCUCCCACAGAAAAGCUAGCUACAAUUUCUUGUUCACAGCGAGCUAGAGACCUGAACCUACAUGUUGGCUAGACACUUGGGAUGUCCGUGGAUUUGCACAUUCCCACAGUGCAGCCCCUGGUCUAGAGUGUCCCCAUUUCCAUUGUGUUCUUGCGGCAGAGGUUGUGCUGCCCCUACUGGGAUCUAAUCAUAUAUGAAUGUGCCAGUGAGAUUAUAUAUCUUGAUCCCAGCAGCCAACACAGAGCUUUCCGAGUGUGAGACUAGGAGUUGACUAGGUCUGGGUUCUUGAGAAGACCAUUAUGGGAGAACUCAGUGCUGGGGACGAAUGAGCACACUGAAGAAGAGGACAUGGUAUUUUUUCAGACCCACUAAUGUAACCUCAGAAAGUAGGUUGGCAACACUCGUGGAGCACAGGCUAGAGGACAGAGAAACACUGCAGGUCUCGGUUGCCUUAAAGACAAAGUGAGCUCAGACAGUGGCCUGAUUCUCUGAUCAGCAAGGAGGGACAGGAAAGGGACAAAAAGUAAGGUGCAGAACAAUAGAGAAGGCAGCAUAGACAAAGUGGGAGAUGCAGUCACUCUUUAAGCAUCCACAGAAAUGGUACAAGACAAGGAUUUAACAGAAAAUUUUAUUCAUUCCUUCUUCAGUCAGUAUCUUGAGUCUUAGAUAAAAUGUCCAGGGAGAAGUUCUCAUCAGGAUUUACACCCACUACCUGAAACUAGACCACACAGAAAAAUACAAAGAAGACAAAGAUUUCACCAAAAGUCUCCAAGUAGGACUUCUGCCACCAGUGCUUUCACUCUCAGUGGAGGAACCUAAGAAGUAGUCUUCAUCAACAUUCAUAUCCUUACCAGAAUCAAUCCCAGGCAGAAAUAUCUAUUCAUUCCUUUGAAAAAACAUAUUCUGUCCUUAUUAGGAAACACAGUGGUCAUUCUGGGAAUCCAGUCCUGGUGUAAGAUUGCUGGUGCCUUGGGUCAUAUCAGGGCAACUCUGCUGUGCCAAUCCUCUAAGCCUGGGUGACUCAGACACACUCUGAGUCCUUUAAUUGGUAGAACCUUGCAAGUGUGUUCAAAUGUUGCAUCUGCAGGAGAUAUAGGGGAAUACUUCUCAAUGCCUGUCUAAGAGUCAUGUAUUUGCUGGCUUUGGAGAGAAGGUUCACAGCAGAAAGAAGCUUUUUCCCUGAAAUGAGGCAUGAUUGGAUUAUAAAGCCUAACUCCAAAUUAUACCAGACUAGAGGCAGGAAAGAAGCUUUACAUUUCACAAGUUUCAGUUCCAAUAUUGGAACAAUUUGUCUUAUGCUGUAAAACAGUGGAUAUUCCAAAGUUUAAGGUGACAGUGUGUGAGAACAUUUUCUCAGCAGGAUAGGUGAGCUGGGGCUGCAGUUGCAUAAAACUCAGGCAAUAUGGUGUCACAUUUGGCAGUUCAGUAAUAGACUUUUGGCUGUUUCUAUGUCUCAGAAAAUUGCAUACAUUUCUAAACAGCAAGGUGUGAAACAGUAAGGCAGUAAAUUCACACAAAUGUUUCUUUCAUAUCACUUACAGUCAUAUUAAUGAAAGUCAUUCCAUUUGUAUUCCUUAUACAUGAAGAAAAUACCUUCUCAUUUUCCCUUAUCAUCCACACAGUAAUAAUGAUUUCAAAUACAUAUUCUUUAAGGAGAUAUAGUCAAAAGUAAAACUGUCCUUAACUAGGAGAAUUCAUUCAAUAGUUCAUCAAUAGGCUUUCAGAAAUCUGCAGUUCCUAGAUUCUUUUUGCUUUAAUUUCCAGUUUGGUAUCCUGUCUUAAAAUUUGACAGGGAGCAUUGCCUAUUAAGUGUUUCUGUACAUGUAAUCUAUAUAUUUAUGUAGGGCCAAUAUACAAUUAUAAAAUAAACCUGCACAGUGUAAGAUAAAAUUUUCUAUGAAGUCUAGUUGUGUGACCUUGAGCACUGAUGUUUCAACUUCAUGUGGAUCUCAAGUCUUGAAUGUCUGUGCCUUGUUUACUGUCUCUCUCAUUCAUUACUCAAUUGUUAUUUAAUAUUAUAAAAGAAUAAUUCUUAAGAAUUAGGUUAAUGCUAUUCAUCAACACAUAUUGUUGACUUUAGUGAAAAUUAUUACAUGAAUUAAUGUGUGUCUUUGUAUUUUCAAUGGUUAAUUGUAUACCAGCAGAGAUCUAUGAGCUGGCAGAAUUUUUGUAUUAUUAUUUCUAUAUGCCAUCACUGUUUCCUGUAUUGUGAAUGUUUGCCUUUGACACCUGCCAAAGGCAAUUUAAGUGGUGUUGUCUCACUACUGAUCAGUUACCAUAGAAAUCUGGUGGGCAGGAAGUACGAGAAAAGAACUUCCGGUUAGAGAGGAUAUUGAGGGAAUGUGAAGAGAAGCAGGAGAUUCAGAAGGAGACAUGGAAGUGAUAUAACACAGACCAGAGCAAAGCAGGGAAGUAGAGGUAUCCCCAGGACUAGUUGUUGACUAGAAUAGUUGGUUUAAGUUUAAGCAGUACCUGAGAGGCUUCCCAGUGAAAGACCUAGGCUUUGAUCUGCAUUAGAAGUCUCCCUGUCAUCAUAUAAAUUGCUAAAAAAAUCUGAGAAAGCCUAGGAACAGAAAGUUCUGUUAUUCAGAGGUGAAUGUGAAUUCUUUUCAUAAAUUCAUAACCUUCAGGCAUAUAUUUUCACAUCAUUAGAAUAAAAUGUAAAAUGCCAUCUAAAUGCUUGACUUGUAUUUAUUUUCCUGUGGACCCUUAGCUAGUAUAUAUAACAGUUUCCCCAGUUGCUGACAUCAAUUCUGCAACCCAGAUUUAGUUUUUGUGGUCUGUAUAUUCUACUGUCUCUAGGAAACCUUGAAAGCUCAUGUAAUUAAUGCCUCAUUAAACACAACUAGCUGAGAGGAGGGACUGGAUACCCAGGUGAGGGUUCAGUGACCUUGACUGUAGCCUCCUUUUUUGAAGGAAUGUUAACAUUUAACCAGCCCAGUUGUGAUGAUUUUUAGCAGGCACAGCUAGAUUUAUGAAGAAGGUAGUUGUUCAGCUUAGUAGAUACUGUGCAACAUCAGCUAAAUAAAAGAAGAUUAUAAUCAAUCUACACAUCAAGAGUAACCUGAUGAAUUGAUAUGACUUGAGCACAUACUGGUAAAUCAUCAGGACUUGACAGAUUCCAGGGAAAUUUUUUAGAAAAACCCACCAUUUAGAUAGCAUGUAUGUAAACUUAACAUAAUCACUAAGUUGACGGUUAUAGCAUUUCUCAGACUUUAGCUAUGAUUUUGGCAUUAUGAUAAGAGACUUUAGCUGUCGGUGCCAGCACUGACAUGGUACCAAGAAUCGGGCGAAAGCCUGCGGGAUGAAAGAAACACACACACACACACAUACAGGUUGUCGUGUCAAGCCAGGAGAGGAAGAGAGGAAGAGAGGAAGAGAGGAAGAGAGGAAGAGAGGAAGAGAGAG
Molecule: messenger RNA, 4815 nt
Organism: Rattus norvegicus (Norway rat)
Lineage: Eukaryota; Metazoa; Chordata; Mammalia; Rodentia; Muridae
Source: RefSeq, a predicted model, not a curated record